CCCUCGGAACCUUCGGUAGUCCAACAAGAGGAAUUAGGGUUUUUCUUCUCCCUCUCUGCAGAGCCGAAGAAGAAGAAGAAGAAGCAAUGGAGGGUCUGGCAGAAGAAGUGAACAACUUGCAAAUUACAGACGCAUCGUACAACAAGAACAAUAAGAAUCGCAUCCAAGUCUCCAACACCAAAAAGCCCGUCUUCUUCUAUGUCAAUCUCGCCAAGAGGUACAUGCAGCAGAACAACGAGGUGGAGCUCUCCGCUCUCGGAAUGGCUAUUGCCACAGUGGUUACCAUUGCCGAGAUUCUGAAGAAUAAUGGAUUGGCCGUUGAGAAGAGAAUCAUGACUUCGACAAUUAACAUGAGGGAGGAUGCAGGAGGGCGGCCAAUUCAAAAGGCAAAGAUUGAAAUACUGCUCGGAAAGUCAGAGAAGUUCGACGAGAUAAUGGCUGCUGAUGCUGCUGCUGCGGCUGCUGCCGCCGCCGAGGAAGGCAUUGAGUAUGAGCAGAGUUGAAACAUACAUCUGAUGUCCGACUUUUGUUCUUAGAUUCGUCUCUCUAGUGGUGUUUAUUUAGCUGUGAUAAAAUUUCUUCUAGGAAUUGUUGUAGAAUACCGUUAUUUCUGCUACCAAAAGAUUCAAAUUGUUCCUAGGUUCAUUGUUUAAGCCGGCAUUUGUGUUAGAAUGUUGUGAAUUUGAAAUGCUCUUCUAGUAGACCAAUGACUUUCCUUCUGCUCGACA
Messenger RNA from Malus domestica (apple), 728 nucleotides. RefSeq lists its product as uncharacterized. Gene Ontology annotation, molecular function: RNA binding. Lineage: Eukaryota; Viridiplantae; Streptophyta; Magnoliopsida; Rosales; Rosaceae. Gene Ontology annotation, cellular component: nucleus. The record is from RefSeq and is a predicted model, not a curated record.